Molecule: messenger RNA, 780 nt
Organism: Symbiodinium natans
Lineage: Eukaryota; Dinophyceae; Suessiales; Symbiodiniaceae
Source: the annotation of a GenBank genome assembly
AUGCGCGCAGCCGCCGUGUGCUGGCUGAGCAGCGCCUACCUCCUGGGGGCUGCUGGCGUGGAGUGCUUCGUGCUAUUCAGAGGAACAUCGCGAUUCCCCAGCGCAUGCAACAGCCUCUUCAACGAACCACUAACCAAAACGACCCCACGGAAGGAAGGAGCGCUCGGGCCUGGGUCCGAAGCCCUGGAGCGCGAGGAGGCGGAAAGGCUGUUGAAGAAGUACAAGCUGACUUUCAGCGAGGAUGGUGAUCCGCUGCGACGGCGGGGCCAAGACCUGGCCUGCUCCGCAUGCCGGAUGGCCGCAAAACGAUUUCAGAGCAAAGUUGCAAGCAAGAUUAAAGGAAAGAUGCCGGAAGCAGAGAAAAGGACAGCCUUCCAGCGCGGGCUAAGCAUGGCCUGUGAAGAAGGGCAGUUCCCUCAGCAGCUGGCAGUGGUAGAGAAGGAAGGGAAGCAGUUCUACGUUGACUUUCAAGAAGCCCUGGGCAGCGCGCACGGGCGAGUCAAUGUGAAAGCCAUGAGCCCCGAGAUCAAGGCAGAUGUGCUAAGUGGAUGCAGACAUCUGCUGCAAAAAGAAUGGAAAGAGAGCCUCUUGCAGAAGGUGCUUUCAACGCCAAGAGGUGGUCGAGCCUCCGAUGUCGACUUCGGGGUGCUUUCAACGCCAAGAGGUGGUCGAGCCUCCGAUGUCGACUUCGGGGUGCUGAUCUGCGGGCCCAAAAUGGCCAGCGUCUGCGAGGACGAGGAGGGCGGUGGAGACCACGAUGAGGAAGAUGAUGAGCUGUGA